CCGGCGUACACGCCCUGCACGCCGCGGCACGGCCCCGCGUCGUUCUCCACUCUUCCCGUGGCGCUCGUGCACCGCAUCCUGAUGCUGGCGCUUGAUCCCUCCGCCACGCCAGACGUCUGGGCAUGGGAUCUCGAAACGGAGCGUGUGCGCCGUCUUCACUGGCUCUUUCUCGACGUCCGCGCAGUGAACCGCCGCCUCUACCUCAUCGCCACAUCCAUCCUCCGCGACCGCCUCCUCCCCACAUACACCGCGCGCCUGCACGUGCACUCGUCCGCUCCUCUGCGGCCGGGCGCGGACGCCACAGGCCAGCCCGUGUUCGCGGCCCGCUCGCGCGAAGCUGCGGUGCUCGACCGCUUCGUGGCGAUGCGCCUCGGCGAGGAUCUGCGGCGCCUGGAAAGCACGCUGUCGGAAGAUAGCGGCGAGGAGGAGGUGCUCUUUGCGCGCUUGCAGCCGGCCGCGCGCGUCGAGGACCUCCUCCUCCACUUGCCUCCACACCUCAUCACUCCGCCACCGGCCGAUGGUCGCUGCCUAGGCGAGCUCCGGCAGGCGCUGCCCCUCCCGCAUGCGCAUGUCGCAGUCACCCUCAGCCCGCUGUGGGCGCAGCUGUGGCUCAGCUACAGCCCCGUUAACGUGCCAAAUACGCGAGGCGGGCGGGCAGGACGCAGCCUCGUCGUUGAAGUGCGUCGCGAGAAGAGUCCCGAGGUCAUGGUCAAGGCGUUUAGCCAGGCCCUCGAGUGGCUCAGCCGCGGGCGCAUUGCCUGGGGA
Cutaneotrichosporon oleaginosum is the source of this 765-nucleotide messenger RNA. RefSeq lists its product as uncharacterized. NCBI's taxonomy places the organism in Eukaryota, Fungi, Basidiomycota, Tremellomycetes, Trichosporonales, Trichosporonaceae. The record is from RefSeq and is a predicted model, not a curated record.